This is a messenger RNA of Solanum dulcamara, 1077 nucleotides long. Its product is annotated as probable CCR4-associated factor 1 homolog 9. Gene Ontology annotation, molecular function: poly(A)-specific ribonuclease activity; nucleic acid binding. Gene Ontology annotation, cellular component: CCR4-NOT complex; P-body; CCR4-NOT core complex. The coding region runs from base 199 to 1005 and encodes 268 amino acids. The transcript has a single exon. NCBI's taxonomy places the organism in Eukaryota, Viridiplantae, Streptophyta, Magnoliopsida, Solanales, Solanaceae. The record is from RefSeq and is a predicted model, not a curated record.
ACCACUCAACUCCUCACUUGCCUCCAUUUAUUUAUUUAUUACUUCCCCACUUCUUCAAACCAACAUAUUCUCUUAUCUUUCUAUAAAUUCCAUCCCUUCUUCACCUCACCCACAAACAAUUCUAAAUCUUCUAUCCUUCUUCAAUACCCAGAUUUUAAUUUAUUUUUUUACGAUUACCCUUUCCAGGAUUUGUCAUCAAUGGCUAUUAAAAUUCGAGAAGUAUGGGCUGAUAAUCUCGAAUUGGAAUUUGAACUCAUUUCUACUGUGAUCGAUAAGUACCCUUAUAUAUCUAUGGAUACAGAGUUUCCUGGUGUUGUUUUAAAGCCUCAGAUUUCUUACGGUCGUGGCCGAAAUAAUUCUCCAUCGGAUCAGUAUAAGAUGUUGAAGUCUAACGUGGAUGUGUUGAAUCUUAUUCAGCUUGGUUUAACUUUAUCUGACGCUGACGGUAAUCUCCCUGAUUUAGGAUCUGACGGCGGUUACAUAUGGCAGUUCAAUUUCUCCGAUUUCGAUGUGGCACGUGAUCUCUACGCGCCGGACUCUAUCGAGUUGCUCCGCAGACAGGGGAUCGACUUCGAGAUGAACCGGGAAUGUGGGAUUGACUCGGCCCGGUUUACUGAGCUGAUGAUGUCGUCCGGUCUGGUGUGUAAUGAAUCGGUGAGUUGGGUUACGUUUCACAGCGCGUAUGAUUUCGGGUACCUGGUGAAGAUACUCACGCGCCGGGAACUUCCCGGUGGGUUAGAGGACUUUAUGGAAGUUGUCAGGGUGUUUUUUGGAAACAAAGUUUAUGAUAUGAAGCAUUUGAUGAGGUUCUGUAAUAGCCUCUAUGGUGGUUUAGACCGGCUUGCGAAGACGUUGUCUGUGGACCGGGCGGUCGGGAAAUGUCACCAGGCCGGUUCAGAUAGCUUGCUGACGUGGCAUGCGUUUCAGAAAAUGAGGGAUAUUUAUUUUGUGAAUGACGGGGCAGAGAGACAUGCUGGCGUCUUGUAUGGAUUAGAAGUUUAUUAGGAAAAGAAAAAUGAGUCAUUGUCUCAUUGUUAGUAAAUAAAAUCUAUUUAAUUAAUUCGUUUUAGCUGAAAA